CGCGAACUGACUUUUUAACGGCCUCCAGCUGCUCGGCUGUGUAGGACUUUCCCGAGUCCGCUGUCGCUUGUGCGGACACUUCGGGCUCCUCUCUGCCGCCGCGGUGUCUCAUAGCGGGUCCUUCUCCGUUCACAUGACUGCCGUUCUCCUCCGGAGGCUUUCCAUUCUGCGCUAAAGACUCCAGUAAGUCUGUGAAAAGACAGAGGAGACAUUAUCGACGGUUGCCACCUGAGUUCACGUUUCCUAUCUCGUUAAUCCUACCACGGUUAGCUACUUGUUAGCAUCCCAGCUGCUACGAAGACCACUCUAUAAGGGAUAAAACUGCGAAUACCGACUAAUCGUCCACUAUGUUGAAGAAACCAAACGUGUUAGAGAAACGCGACUCUAGGCUGAAAAACUACAAAUACCAGUGUCGGCUAGCAGCUGGUGUAACGUUAAUGCUAGCGUUAGCUGCUUCGGUUUCACAGCGACGGCCUAGCACCCAUGAUUUAAAAACCCCCAAUCACUUCCCAAACAGGCGUUUAUUCGACGUACUUUUGGCUUGCUCUGUCGGAAACAGGCGUUGUGCCUUCUCUAGGAACUUUCUGGCUUUAUCCGGCUGAUUGUUACUGACUGCAUUUAGGGCUAUUUUAAUGCACCGCUCCGCUUCGUCCUUGUUUGAGUCCAUCGCGACACAGCGGAAAUGUUUACUUGCCCUGGGACGCAGGGGGAUGUCGACAGCAAGCUUAUCUGUCCGGUAAAUAAGACGUCAGAGGAGUUUCUUUGAACCUCCAGCAUGUGCUUCAUGAACACCCGGUAAAGUCUUUUGCCACGUACCUUAUAUGUUACAAUGCGCUAAUCCUCCUGCAGGACCCUCAGCCAUAGUAGCAAGUUUUUCAAAAGUAGAAAAUGGCCUUGGUAGCUGCACGCAGCAAGUCAGUUAUAUUUGUCAAACGUGACCUUUUGCGUUACUUGAGGAAAACCUUUCCGCGGUUUCUAGCGAAUGGCACUAUUGUAACCGAACAGGGGAACCCACCAUCAAAGAAGCGAUGGAGGAAAGGUAAGGAGAAGAAACCACCCUCAUGGACCGAUGAUGUGUCGUGGGAGGAGAGGCUGGCAGAUGUGGUCACCCCUCUGUGGAGGCUGAGUUAUGAUAAGCAGCUUGAGCUCAAGCUACAGAAUCAGGAGAAGAUCCUGUCCCAGCUCUCUGGGCAUCUUUCUGGUGACUCACCUGUCAGGGAUAAACUCAGCUUUCCUGUGCUGCCUGUUCUGCCCUCACCAGUGAGAGAUGGCUACCGCAACAAGUCCACAUUUUCAGUCAACAGAGGAGUGGAUGGCAAUCCGAAGACGGUUGGAUUUUAUGUGGGCACAGGCAGGAAGGGGAACAUCGUCUGUGUCAGCGGAGACCACCUGCUCAACAUGCCACAGAAGCACAAACUGGUGGCCAGGUGCUACCAAGACUUCAUCCGCCUGUCCUCACUGGAGCCCUGCCUGCUGUUCCACACCGGGGGUCACUGGAGAGAGAUCACAGUGAGGACCAAUAAAGAGGGCUGCACCAUGGCCAUCGUGUACUUUCACCCACAGAGCCUCACCCCAGCAGAAGUGGCCGUCCAUAAGGCGGAACUGGUGGAUUACUUCACACAGGGUCCUGGAUCGGUCUGUCAGCUGGACUCACUGUACUUCCAGGAGAGCAGCAUGACUCGGUGCACCCAUGAGCAAUCUCCCUAUCAGCUUCUGUAUGGUCAGCCACACAUAUAUGAGGAGAUACUGGGCUUCAAGUUCCGCAUCUCGGCCGACGCCUUUUUCCAGGUGAACCAGGCAGCUGCUGAAGUCCUCUAUGCCACAGUGAGAGACCUUUGUGUCCCAAACACUGAGGAGGAUGGAGGGCAAACAAAAGCCGGCGGCACUCUUCUAGAUGUGUGCUGUGGGACGGGUGCCAUGGGAAUCACUAUUUCUCCCAGAGUGGACAAAAUUAUCGGUAUAGAGCUCACAGAACAGGCAGUGGAAGACGCUAAACACAACGCAGCUCUCAAUAAUGUGUUAAACUGUGAGUUUAUAUCUGGGAAGGCAGAAGCUGUGCUUCCUGGCCUUAUAUCUCAGCUGAGCUUCGCAGGCAGAGGCCUUACAGUCGUGGUAAAUCCUGCUCGAGCCGGCCUCCACCACAGGGUUGUCCGGGCUUUGCGAAACCAACCGGCUAUCCGUAGGCUGGUCUACGUUUCUUGUAAACCAGACGGAGAAGCUAUGAGGAACUUCAAGGAACUUUGCUGUGAUCCUAACUCACAGAAGAAACUCACAGGAGAAGCAUUUUCACCAACUCUGGCUGUGCCCGUUGACAUGUUCCCACAUACUCCUCAUUGUGAAGUGGUGAUACUUUUCGAGAGGUAGCAAAUAGUUUUUGUUCAAAGGUUGGCCUUAACCCUGAAAGCUUGUAAGCAGAGGAAUAAUGAUGUACUGUAUUCUAGAUGAUAAAAUAAAUCGUUGCGCAUCCUA
Molecule: messenger RNA, 2469 nt
Organism: Neolamprologus brichardi
Lineage: Eukaryota; Metazoa; Chordata; Actinopteri; Cichliformes; Cichlidae
Gene: trmt2b
Product: tRNA methyltransferase 2B
Biological process (GO): RNA processing
Molecular function (GO): tRNA (uracil(54)-C5)-methyltransferase activity, S-adenosyl methionine-dependent; RNA binding
Source: RefSeq, a predicted model, not a curated record